Molecule: messenger RNA, 1437 nt
Organism: Solanum pennellii
Lineage: Eukaryota; Viridiplantae; Streptophyta; Magnoliopsida; Solanales; Solanaceae
Exons: 1
Coding region: 196-1437 (413 amino acids)
Source: RefSeq, a predicted model, not a curated record
CAGUAUAUAAAUGUUUAUUAGCAUUUGAGCCAUAUAUUGUAUAUAACAAAUUUAUUGUAAGAACAGAUAAUACACAAGUAAAAUGGUGGUUAACCAGAAAAAUACAAGAUUCAGUAACAACGAAAGAAAUUAGAAGAUUGGUAUUAAAUAUAUUAAACUUUACAUUUACAAUUGAAGUAAUAAAGACUAAUAAGAAUGGUGUUGCAGACUACUUAUCAAGACAAAGCUACUCAGACUGAGAACAAAGACGAAGAUACAAUUGAAGAGCUACUCAAAGCCAUUACUACACUUUGUACUAAAGUGGACAGUAUGGACAAUGAGAUACAAAAGCUAAAGACUAAUGAAGAUAACCUGAAGUCUAAAGCUAAUAUAAGUCAGCAGCAUGACUAUAAAAAUGCGGAGCUACGUCGAUCGGAAGACGGUAAAAUUCCAGAGAUAAAAGGAGACGAUGGGAAACUCCCUAAAACCCAUAAUGUUUGUUUAAAUACAGCUGCAGGUACAAGCAGAAAAGUUAGUGAAAAACCACGAAAUACAAAUUUAAACCAGUUAUUUAUAAAACCAUUUACCCAAAAUACACAAAAACAAAUACCCACAGAACCACAAACUUCUACAUACGCAGUUAGUAUACAAAGUGAUAAAAAGAGAUACAAUUACAUCACACAAUCGUAUAUUGAAAACAUAUAUAAGAUCCAAACAUUUUUAAAUUUAAACCCCAGAUCCACACAAACCAAAAACCCAAAUGAAGAUUAUAUAACCCAAAAACUACAAGGAUAUAAUAGAUUGAUUGCACAACCUAAAACUAGUUCAAACUUAGUUAAAACAUGUUACAGUUAUGGAUUACUAAGUACCGUAUACACAUAUGAUGGAGAAGAGAUAAGUGGAAUACCAGAAUUAUACAAAGCGUUCGUCAUAUACAAAAGAGUUACCAAAGGAAAUUUAUUUUAUAUUAAGUUUUAUACAGCGCCGACUGAGAUAUUAUAUGAAGAAAUCAAGUCACCAAUUCAAGUUAUAAAGAUAGGUUUGACCAAGGAUAUGAUAAUACCAGAAGAUAUAGAAAAGCAGGCUGAAAUACCAAAGAAAGAAAUACCAAACUUUUAUGCAAAUAAAAGGAUAAUUGGUAUAUCAAUAAUUAUACAAGAACUACCUAACAAUUAUUUAAACGGCAAUGCUAUUUGGAGCUACUAUGCAAGAGACCAAGUUAUGAUAUAUUCAAAUUCAAGAGAAUUAAGAAGAGCAGAUAUGGAUGAAGUACAUCGAUGGAUUUUAUCAUUAUUAAAGCCAGAGGAACAACCUACAACAAGAGCAUUAAAGAAAGAAUUUAUUUCAGAAGACUUAUUAAUCAGAUAUUGUAAACUUAUUGGACACAAAUACCCAGAUCACAGAUGUUCCAAAUGUAAUGGAGAAGAUAAUAUUAUACCAGAUGUUGAUUUGGAGUAA